GCAGAUUACGACCAUCGAACAAAGAAUUUGCAAGCAUUCCACGCACACCCUUCAUUUCGAUUGCCCAGGGACGCGGAAGGCGACUCGCGUAAGCCGUGGCGCUGGGAAUUCUUCGCAGUGACGAGUUCUCUCGGCUUAGCUGCUCUCAUGUCUCAUGUCACCAUGUGUGAUGACGGGAUGUGGCAGCUCUAGUCCAUUUCAAAUGCACUGCUGCCACGCCCUGCUAAAAGCCUGCGGUACUUUUUCCAAACAAGACCUCGUGAAGAAUAACAUCCUCCAUCCAUGGUUCUGGAAAACUCUGCGAUAUCCCAAACUUCAAUUUGCCUUUGCUCGCCUCGCCUCUGCAGGCGCUGAGUGGACAAGCCACGAGUUUCCUGGAAGGGAUGGCGGCUGAGCUCCACCGCGGAUUUUCGCAGGGAGCUUCUCCCGUUUCGAUAGUGGGCCUUGACCAUCGCCCGGGGGCUUAUGGUGGGCUCAUUUGCAGCUUAUCUGACAUGGCCAGUUCAUACCUUCAUAUCAUAUCAUAUCGUAUCAUGGCAGGUCGAACCGGCCGCCACCACAAAGUUCCCUGAAUUACGACUGCCACCGGCCGGCAAAGCACGGAACGACCAGACCCGGAAAGGAAGGUUUCCCCAGUUCGGCGUCCUAAGACCUCACUAUCGACUCGUCAGCCACCCGGUCGGACUGAUGGAUCAUGGAAUCCCACUAUUUCUUCCCAGCGGACAGAAAAGGGUUUGCACGUCACAAGACCAUCAACUGAUCCUUGAUCCUUCGAGUCUGCUUGAGUUCGACUAUCAUCGCCCGCUGGUCGGAAUUUGCAAACUUCCUUGCAGAAUCUCAUUUCUCGCCCUACUUGCCACUUGUGUGGCCAGUUCCAGGGAACUGCCUCUCUGGGAUAUCGUGGUCUUCACGUUGGAGUCCGCCAAGGGUUGGUUAAACUCUCAAACCUCACGAGCGAGUCCAUGGGCCUAUCUGCUGCCUCUGGCCUCCUUUCCCCCCCUGCAGCUCGCCCAAUGUGGCGGUCCGAUCACGGCUGGACAGCUCCACCAGAGAAGCCGAUGGCCCGCUCAUGGAAUUUUCGACGGGAGAAGCCCAUCCAGGCGGUGUCCCCUCGCCGGUGCUGUCUAACCUUGAUGGGCUGCGUUGUGCUCCCUCUGCGCGCUUAACGGAUCAUCGCCUCGAGGCAUGAAGCAACAAUACGGGUCCAGGAGAGCUCCCAGGUUUCCACUUUGCAGCGUGAAGAAUUGUCCGUGUGGAUCACUAUUUACGCUCCUC
Aspergillus versicolor CBS 583.65 is the source of this 1275-nucleotide messenger RNA. RefSeq lists its product as uncharacterized. The transcript has 2 exons. The record is from RefSeq and is a predicted model, not a curated record. The coding region runs from base 466 to 1128 and encodes 220 amino acids. Lineage: Eukaryota; Fungi; Ascomycota; Eurotiomycetes; Eurotiales; Aspergillaceae.